AAAAAAGGAAAAAAACAAGUAGUACUCUUGGGCUUCAUACAUUCUCUGUGAGUGUGUGUGGGACUGACUGCGUGUAAAAAACUAAAAAGCCAGCUCUAAUGGACGGAGGAGGAGGAGGCUAUAAUCCUCGAACAGUGGAAGAAGUUUUCAGAGAUUUCAAAGGGCGUCGUGCUGGCAUGAUCAAAGCUCUCACUAAAGAGGUUGAAGUUUUUUACCAGCUUUGCGAUCCUGAGAAGGAAAAUCUUUGCCUUUAUGGUUUUCCUAAUGAGCAGUGGGAAGUUAAUUUGCCUGCUGAAGAGGUGCCUCCAGAGCUUCCUGAGCCUGCAUUAGGGAUAAAUUUUGCCAGGGAUGGAAUGCAAGAAAAGGACUGGUUGGCCCUUGUUGCUGUGCACAGUGAUGCGUGGCUAUUUGCUGUUGCCUUCUAUUUUGGGGCCAGAUUUGGUUUUGAUAAAGCUGACAGGAAACGGCUCUUUGGUAUGAUAAAUGAUCUCCCAACAAUUUUUGAAGUUGUAACUGGAGCUGCCAAGAAGGAACUUCAAGAGAAAUCAUCUGCCUCAAAUCAUAGCAGCAGCAAAUCCAAGUCAAACUCAAAACCGAGCAAGUACUCAGAGGUCCAAGAAAAGGACGAGGAUGAAGGCUUAGUAGAUGAAGAAGAAGAUGAGGAUCAUGGGGAGACAUUGUGUGGAGCAUGUGGGGAGCACUAUACCUCAGAUCAAUUUUGGAUCUGUUGUGAUGUGUGUGAAAGGUGGUUCCAUGGCAAGUGUGUCAAGAUCACUCCUGCGCGGGCUGAGCAUAUCAAGCAGUAUAAAUGCCCAUCUUGCAGCAACAAAAGAUCGCGUCCUUGAUAUAUUUUAUGUGAAGGUGUGGUGUUGGGUCUCAGGUUCUGUAAUUGCCCCAAUUUUAGACUGUAGCUAACCAUCUAGCUGGCUGGUCAUUACCUAAGCGUGACGGAAAUGUCUCUGUGUUAGUGUCAUAAUCUUGUUUAAACUUGUUUCUGGGUAAUAUUUUCUAGCUUAAACUCUUGGACACCUUUGAUGUGACCCUGAUUUAAUUAUGUAGAGAUUUUAUCAUUUUAGGGAACUAGGGGUGAAGCUUCCUUGAUUAAUGGUGAUGCUAUGAAAUUUUGCAGGUUGUGAUUCUGCAAGUUUUAUAAUAGAGACUCACACUUUCUCUCUU
Molecule: messenger RNA, 1176 nt
Organism: Coffea eugenioides
Lineage: Eukaryota; Viridiplantae; Streptophyta; Magnoliopsida; Gentianales; Rubiaceae
Product: PHD finger protein ALFIN-LIKE 4-like
Exons: 5
Coding region: 99-845 (248 amino acids)
Biological process (GO): regulation of DNA-templated transcription
Cellular component (GO): nucleus
Molecular function (GO): histone binding; transcription coregulator activity; transcription cis-regulatory region binding
Source: RefSeq, a predicted model, not a curated record